GACAAAUGGGAGCUGGUGCAGUAAUGCUGGAGACACUGCUAUUAGGCUGAGGGACUCAACAGAAUUUACAAUGGAUUCAGCAGAUUUUGUAUUUGACCCUAAUUACAUUGAUUAUGAUAACGUCACCCCCUCUGGCAAUUUCCCUUCUGAAGAAGUUUUUUUCCACGUCCACACCACCACAUGUUUCACUGAGGUUCUUUGCCUGUUGUUGCUGGUGAUCAACGUGAUCAUCUGUCUGCUGGGCCUGGGAGGAAAUGGUGCGGUUAUCUGGAUUGCAGGGUUUGGCAUGAAGAGGUCAGUCAAUACUACCUGGUACCUGAGUCUGGCUGUAUCUGACUUCAUAUUCUGCGCCUGUUUGCCUUUUAACAUCGCCAACAGCGUCACAUCGGACUGGAUCUUCGGCCUCUUCAUGUGCAAGUUCACUUCCUUUGUCAUGUUCCUCAACAUGUUCAGCAGCAUCUUCCUCCUUGUCAUCAUCAGCGUGGAUCGCUGCGUCGCCGUCAUGUUUCCUGUUUGGGCACAGAAUCACCGCACUACUGGAAAAGCAUCUGUAUUGAUCGUACUCGCGUGGAUUGCCUCUGCAGCUUUAAGUAUCCCGUCUAUCGUAUACCGUGAUGUCCAGAGUCACCUAGGUAUAAACCAUUGCAUUAACAACUACAAAUCCAGCCAGUACAGCCACAAAUUCAUUGCCAUGAGUCGCUUUGUUUUUGGAUUUGUCAUCCCUUUCAUCCUCAUCAUUGUUUGUUAUACCGUUAUCAUCCUCAGACUGAGAGCCACCCAGAUGGCAAAGUCCAACAAACCGUUUAAGAUCAUGACGGCUCUCAUUCUGACCUUCUUCCUGUGCUGGCUGCCGUACCACACGUUUGUGCUUAUUGAACUAAACCAGACCUUCCACAAAGAGGCCAUUAUUCUCGGACUGAAAAUUGGCACCACUGUCGCCGCCGCAAACAGCUUCCUGAACCCCGUUUUGUACGUUUUCAUGGGCAAUGACUUCAGGAAGAAGUUCAGGAGCUCCAUCUUAUCAAAGAUUGAGAAUGCCAUUGGAGAAGACGGUCGAAUGAUCAGCCGCUACCUGUCUCGCUCCAGCUCAGUGGAUGCCAGGGCGUCCACUCAUAUCUAAAGAAUAAACUGGAAGUAAUAUUUUUUCAGUUAUUUUUUUUCAGUAGGGCUGUCAAUUUAAUGCAUUCAUUUAAAAUAAUUAAUCUUAAACUAAACUAAAAUAACACACUGAAGUGUGCCUCCUAACUGUAAAUGCCAUAAUAAGGACACUGUUAU
Molecule: messenger RNA, 1275 nt
Organism: Sinocyclocheilus grahami
Lineage: Eukaryota; Metazoa; Chordata; Actinopteri; Cypriniformes; Cyprinidae
Gene: cmklr1
Product: chemokine-like receptor 1
Exons: 2
Coding region: 71-1120 (349 amino acids)
Biological process (GO): inflammatory response; phospholipase C-activating G protein-coupled receptor signaling pathway; positive regulation of cytosolic calcium ion concentration
Cellular component (GO): plasma membrane
Molecular function (GO): complement receptor activity; G protein-coupled receptor activity
Source: RefSeq, a predicted model, not a curated record